Molecule: messenger RNA, 5643 nt
Organism: Anarrhichthys ocellatus (wolf-eel)
Lineage: Eukaryota; Metazoa; Chordata; Actinopteri; Perciformes; Anarhichadidae
Gene: txlng
Product: taxilin gamma
Exons: 10
Coding region: 1888-3348 (486 amino acids)
Biological process (GO): regulation of cell cycle
Molecular function (GO): syntaxin binding
Source: RefSeq, a predicted model, not a curated record
CCGUGUCCUGCUUCCAUCCAGUGUAAAACACAGGUAAACGCUCUAGCUAUUUCAGCAACGUAUUUGGGUUUUCUGAUAUUGUAUCGUGCUCAUUUUACGCAACUUCAGUGCAGUAUGUGACCUGUCAAUAUCGGCCGGAACGUGUAGUUUUCGCAAUCACACAUUUGCUAUUUGCCGAAGUAAAGUUCACUUCUGGUGUUAGCCAGCGGGGCUAGCCACCAACUAGCUGUUAUCACACGAUUAGCAUUAGCUGUGCUAGCGAUAGCAAACUUGUAAUGUUACGUUAGAAAUGUGCUUUACACUCCCCCGGCUAACGGCUGAUAACCAACAAGCUACGCUCUGUACGUACACUCCAAACGUUAACUGCUCUUUAGUAACCUGUAAAUAGUGACAUGCUUGCUGUGCGUGUAGCUAAGUGGCGUUAGCUAGCUAACAGGAACCGUCCUCUGUCGACGGAACGCCACACCAGACUCCCUCUGAAACCUAAAGAUGUAUCAUCACCUCGUCGAUCUAACAAACCACUUUGCCGAUACUACACCAGUCAAUGGCGUUAGUAACAUGUAGAAUGAUGAAUCACGAUAUUCGGCGCAAGUGUUAUAAAACAGGUGCGUACCCCUUUAGUAAUUACACUUUUUUAAGUUGGUAAACGUUAGCAACCUACCCAGGGUCAACAGAAACCCCGUUCAAGUAUGCUACAUUUAAAGAUCCUACGUUAUGCUCUACAUGUAUGUUUAUUUUAGGAAAUGGAGGUUUAAGAAUGCCGUUUUGCUUUCUAAAAGGAGAUCACCCUAAAAUGUUCUUCAUCUCGAUUUAACUCCGCAAGUAACGUUAGUAGCUUAGCUAAGCUAGCAACGUAGCUAAUGUUCGGUUUUCCGUGCUUGCCAGUGUCGGUGAGUUAUGCAGGAAACUGCAGCGAUGCUGUGACACGACCCGCUUGGGGGAUCGUGUCUUUUUUUUCUUCCAACGCUCCAAAAUACAUAAAGCGUCCACCACAACCACACAGUAACUUCUAAAAUUCUCAACAGCAACACUGGCGUGACAGGUGUGUUGGUGUUUGACAGGCUGGAAGUGAACGCUACAUAGUUAUCGAAGAGAACAACGAAAAGUAAACGUUUGGUAGGCCCGGGAUGCUGGGUCGUCUGGAUGCAUCAUGGCCAUAUCAUUGUGUCAUAGUGAGUUUUGGCGUGCCGUGCGCAGUGCUGACAUUUGUCAGUGCCGCUGUGGUACACACGUGGUCGACUUGCUGUCCGGUUUUCUUAUAGCAUCGCUAAGACGGUGUUAACGUGGCUUAUUUCUCAGUCAGGGUUGUUGUUUUUUGUCACAUGGCAGCGACUGCCUCAACUACUGUAAAAGCUAAGCACCCAUUUUGAGAAGUAAGAAACAUUGUAUUGUUCAGGUCCUUGUUUAUAAUAUUUGACCCGCACUGAAGGAAACGGUGCUUACUGGAAGCCCCAGCAAAAAAACAAACCAAAACCAAAAGAUGGAAAGGAGUGUUUCUCUCCCACUGACGAUCUACAUACCCUAUAUGGGCAGUGGUGCGUAGUCGCUUACUGUUGACUCUUGAGAGAUGCAGAGGAAUAAAUAAUAUAACCAAGCCCUACAGGACAGAAUAGACUGCGUGAUAUCUCUCCAGAGUUGUGAAACCAUGUCUCCCAGUGAAGUGUUUGUGUCCGUGAGCCUCAUGGAUAUAUGAUUCAAACAGAAUUUCUGGAUCACAUGUUAUCACCUCACUAAUACCUGAAGAAGCACACACACACACACCAUUGACUAUGUUCAGUCUGAAUGCGACUCCCGCUACACACUAGUAUUUAAUCGUGCCCGUAAUGUCAUUUUUGUUUUCUAACAAUUGUGGCGUCAUCAUGAAUCUCCAGCUUGUGAUCGGGACCGAUGGAGACGACGGGAGUUUGUGAGAUCGACGUGGCGACCAGGAGAAUAGUGGGAGGUAGUGACUCUCCACCUGACCUGGACAGCCCAUGUCAGGAGGAGGUCGCAGAGUUUGGUUUGGGCUUGUGCUGUGCCGAGGAGGAGAGGGGGGAAACCCCGGGCAGAGAGGACAGUCCCAGCGACCUGGGGGAUCCGGAGCUCGACCCCGGAGGGGACCUGAAGACCGGAGAGGACAAGGCGUUCGGGAAGGAGGUUGUCCUUUUGAUGCAGGCUCUGAACUCCCUCGCCACUCCUGAGGAGAAACUAGCUGCUCUGUGCAAGACAUAUGCAGACCUGUUGGAGGAGAGCCGCUGCAUGCAGAAGCGGCUGAAAGCUCUGCAGAAGAAACAGUCCCAGAUCGUGAAGGAGAAGGUCCACCUGCAGGGGGAGCACAGCAAGGCCAUCCUGGCCCGCAGUAAGCUGGAGAGCCUCUGUAGGGAGCUGCAGAGACACAACAAGACUCUGAAGGAGGAAAACGGCCAGCGGUCCAGGGAGUACGAGGAGCAGCGGAAGGAGGCCAUGCUGCACUUCCAGAUGACCCUGAGCGAUAUCGAGGUGCAGAUGGAGCAGCACAGCUCCCACAACACCAAGCUGAGGCAGGAGAACAUGGAGCUGGCCGAGAAGCUCAAGAAGCUCAUCGAGCAGUACGAGCUGCGAGAGGAGCACAUAGACAAGGUGUUCAAGCACAAGGAGCUCCAGCAGCAGCUCAUGGACGCCAAGCUGCAGAGGAUCACCGAGAUGAUGAGAGAGGUGGAGGAGAAGCAGCAGAGAGAGAGGGACUUUCUGCUGAAGGACGCCACGGAGUCCAGACGCAAGUGUGAGCUGAUGAAGGAGCAAGAAACGCAGCUCAAACAACAGCUCUCCCUGUACAUGGACAAGUUCGAGGAGUUCCAGAGCACCCUGGCUAAAAGCAACGAAGUCUUCACCACUUUCAGACAAGAGAUGGAGAAGAUGACCAAGAAGAUCAAGAAGCUGGAGAAGGAAACGACGCAGUGGAGGACCAAAUGGGAAAGCAACAACCAGGCCCUGCUGCAGAUGGCCGAGGAGAAAACUCUGCGUGACGGCCACUUCAAGGCCCUGCAGGGGAAGCUGGAGCUGCUGGAGAGGCUGUGCAGAGCCCUGCAGAAGGAGAGGAACGACCUCAACAACCAGCUCAGCCUCCUCCAGGAGCAGGAGGACAAGGGGACCACGGCGCCUCCUGAAGCCCAGCCGCAAGAGCCCGCCGCCGGGCAGGACGAUGAGGAGAAGGGGGACGUGGAAGAUGUGGAGGGCUCGGCACAGGACGACGAGCCAGAGACGGGGGACGUCCACCAAGCUUCCAGACCACCCGAACUGGACCACACACCGGCUGCUACUGAUGAAACCACUAAUGCUGCUGCUGCUACGACAACGAGCCCGUCUGUGGAAACCUCACAGCAGGACUGAACGAGCCGGCGCAGCCCGUGUAGGUGAGGCGGGUGCGAUCGGAGGGCUCCACACACCUCCAGCCUAGUUCCAUAACAAGCCAGAAAAACAUCUUCAAUGGGGAUAGAGUUCUUUUCUUCUUCUUCUUUUUUUUAUUCUAGACUCGCCUCUCCAGGUUUCCGCACGUAAACUGAGCCUGUAUCGUUUUUCUGUGCGACAGUCAAAGAGGAGUGAAAUGAUUGUAUCCAGGAUUCUGUUGUAAAACGUUGCCCACCUUUUACUUUGGAUGUAAUGAUUGGCUUCAUAGCGAGCACUUGGUACUUCUUGUUUUUCUACCACAACUGUAUUUUCAUAGGAACAUUUCCAUUGAAGCUGCGCAAAGUCGAGUUUAUUUUCUCCCUUCACAUGGUCUCUCCCUGUAGUUUCUCAUUGGAAAUUCUAGUUUGAUUAAAUUAAAGUGUGUUGUGUCAUAGGUCACUUUAUGUAGCCUUACAAAAAGAUGGAAGAGCAAAGUCAGACUUGGGCUUAUUUGUCAUCCGUUUUGGCCACAGGGUAUUAGAUAUCUUUUGAUCACAUCAUACCACAACUUGGAUGAGUUUAAGAUUUCUUUCGCAAUUAAAACGGGAAGCGUCUCAUCAAAAAUGAAUCCGCACAUCCUACUCGCACGGCAGCUGGCGAGCUACUUUAGCUGCCAAGCUACCCUACAACCUGCUAGUUAGUAGGGCGGUCACUUUAUGUGAAAAUAAUGUAAUAAUCCAUCUCUCAUAAUCUAAAAACUCUGAAGUGCGUUAGCCCGACAGGCCGUGCCUUUAUACUCGAGCAUGGCCGUCACUCUGACCCAGGCCUGCCAUGCUGGUGGUUGUUUUCAUGACACCAAACCAUCUGAGCAGUAACGUGUGGAGGCAUUUUGGAUUUAUUUUUUUUUGUCUUCAACACCAAAGAUUUAAAAAAACUUGUGGACAGGAGUGAAGGGGGACUUUGUAAAAUCAAUGUGACAUAGCUCGUCACUCAAGUGAGGCGCCACAAAUGAAGCAUUAUAUUAACUUAAAGGGACAGUUCACCCCAAAAUCAUAAAAUACACAUUUGUCCUCUUACCUGUAGUGCUUUGGUUCUUUUUGUGUGAGGCCGUAAAGAUGUCCGUCUUCUCUCAGAUGACGUGGCACCCGGCUUGUGGUUAAAGGCAGCCAAAAAAAAAUCUAUUUUACAAACUCAACAGCGAUGUCUUUCCCGAAAGUUAAGAUGCGGUUACUCUAGAUAAUCCAGACGUUGUUAUGAGCAGGUUUUUUUUUUUUUUCUAAACUUCACCCAUGAUGUGAUGUGACGCAGCUGGUUACUUAGCUGGGCAGUUAACAGAUUGGCAAUUUGCUCCUCCCCUUCUGUAGUUCACACUUCAGGGGCGUUUGCUGCCCCCCAGUUGUUGAUCCAUGUGUGCGAUUAAAGCCGUUUGUUACCACUGACUGAAUCCUAAACUUAAAACCUUGGGCUUGAUAGUUCCACCUCUUGUUUGUCUCACCCAUGAAAUGUAAUAAGAGGAAAAUAUGGGGGAAUGAAAAUAAUGAAUACAGGUCAAGACAAUUAUUUUGUUGCUGGCUUGUUGCCCACUUGAGGGACAAUAAAUAAUGUAAAGGCCUAAAAGCUGGUACUUGUGCAAAAAAAAAAAUAAGCCAUGUAAUCUGAUUUCCAUAUGGUGAGCUCAACAGGAGACCCGAGUCACUUAACACUGAUAGGUUGAAUGUGACUUCUUUUCUAAUGCAUUUUAAAUAAAAAUAUUGAUUUCCAUCAGUGAUUAGGAAUACUAUCCACUCGGAUGAAAGUCAAUCCACGCACUUACGUCCUCUGCAGAUUUUUUUUUUUUUAAUCCCUGCUCGCUCCGAGGCAAUGGCCCAAAACCUUCAGUAUAGUACUUUAUUCUCUGCUAACAUCACUAUUGCUUUGUCUGUAUUUGGAAUCGGUCUAUUUGUGGGUACAAUUACAGGAAAGAGCAAGACUUUGAGAAAAAAAAAGUUGCAACAAUUGAUGUGAACACGUACAGGGUCAGGUGGUGUACUUUUCUUUGGGUUGAAGUACAGGUCUAGCUUUUCAGCAUCCACUUCCUUUCUUUGGCGUUGCCCCAGAUUGACUCUCAGGUAAUGUCAGAAUCUACCUCUGCAGGUGUUACUAACUGUGAAAGAAGAGGCACGAGUCACCAUAGCUUCGGAGAGCUCUAUUUUUACUAAAAAAAUAAAUACAUACGAGCCCACACCCCCUCUUUGAUUGUAAAAUGUUCUUAAAGUCCUGUCUUGCUUUUCAAUAAACAUUUUGUAGAAUUUGCAACGA